Gastrolobium bilobum is the source of this 411-nucleotide messenger RNA. RefSeq lists its product as uncharacterized. The transcript has a single exon. NCBI's taxonomy places the organism in Eukaryota, Viridiplantae, Streptophyta, Magnoliopsida, Fabales, Fabaceae. Bases 1 to 411 code for a protein of 136 amino acids. The record is from RefSeq and is a predicted model, not a curated record.
AUGUCGCAGGGUGAGAUGACGAUCACCUUAGAGGAUGUACACUAUCUAUUAGGUUUACCCACAAAUGGUGAAGUUAUCUUCGAUCGUGCUGGACAGCAUGGCUUGCGUCAGCUAGUUUUCCAAAAUCUGGGACUUGUUCCAUUGAUAGAGCGAGAUUUCAAAGGAGGUGGGUUGAACUUAGGUUUUUUGCGCCAUAAUUAUGGUAGCUAUGCGCAAGAUGCUAGAACUGAGCCACAACGCAUUAUGUACACAUGUGCAUUGUUUAUGCGCAUCUUGGGUGGGAUGUUGUUAGUUCACACUGCCUCCAGCUAUGUGCCAGCUAGAUUUUUGCUUUUUUUGGACGAUUUUCAACGGACGAGCACCUUUAGUUGGGUUCUGCAGUACUCACGCACCUUUAUUGUAGUUGUCUAG